Molecule: messenger RNA, 7738 nt
Organism: Myripristis murdjan (pinecone soldierfish)
Lineage: Eukaryota; Metazoa; Chordata; Actinopteri; Holocentriformes; Holocentridae
Gene: nav3
Product: neuron navigator 3
Exons: 40
Coding region: 143-7441 (2432 amino acids)
Biological process (GO): nervous system development; neurogenesis
Molecular function (GO): protein binding; ATP binding; ATP hydrolysis activity
Source: RefSeq, a predicted model, not a curated record
GACACCAGCAGGAAGGAGACAGCAGGCUCUUAUUCCUUCUCUCACGGCACUUUUGGACCUCUUUCCCACUCGCUCGCUGUUCGUAUUUCGGGGGGGAGGAGGAGGAGGAGGAGGAGGAGGGAGGGAUUCACCGGGACGCACCAUGCCUGUGGUCGGCGUGGCCUCCAAGCUCAGGCAGCCCUCCACCGCGGCGGUGGGCUCCAAGCCGGUGCACACCGCCCUCCCCAUCCCCAACCCGGUGAGGACGGCCGCCUCGCAGGGCUACAUGGCCCGGCCCCAGGAGCUGAGGGCGGGCGAGGGCGGGGGCGAGGGCACCCCGGGGCUCUCCUGCCAGCUGUCAAUCAAGUCCGAGUACCAGCAGCAGCAGCAGCAGCAGCAGGACAGGAGGGGGGCGCCUGAGGGGAAAUCCAGAGCCGAGACGGAGGAGAGCAAGAUCUGCAAGAUUUACACCGACUGGGCGAAUCACUACCUGGCCAAGUCGGGCUGUCCGCGGCUCAUCAAGGACCUGAGCCAGGACGUCACCGAUGGAGUCCUGCUGGCCCAGAUCAUCCAGAUCAUAGCAAAUGAAAAGGUGGAGGACAUCAACGGCAGCCCCAGGAGCCAAUCGCAGAUGAUCGAGAAUGUGGACGCCUGCCUCAGCUUCCUGGACGCCAGAGGAGUGAACGUACAAGGGCUCUCAGCAGAAGAGAUCAGGAAUGGCAACCUAAAGAGCAUCCUGGGCCUCUUCUUCAUCCUGUCGCGCUACAAGCAGCAGCAGCAGCAGCAGCAGCAGUACUACCAGUCCCUGGUGGAGCUCAGCCAGCAGACCAGCAGCGCCGCGUCGUCCGCCGGCAGCCUCAAGACGCAAGAGAUGCAGUCCAGUCUCACAGCACGAUAUGCAAGUCCUCCGGGCCACAGCGGAAUAGGGACACCGCAGAAGAAGAACACAAGGUUACCGGGGCCCUCCAGGGUCCCUGCUGCAGGCAGCGGGGCCUCCAGGAGCCCAGGCUCAUCCAACCUCAACCGCCGCAGCCAGAGCUUCAACAGCAUCGACAAGAGCAAGCCUCUGCAGUAUGCCAGCGGCAACGACAGAGAAUCGGUGAGGGGCAUCCCCGUGCCCGGCGGCAUGAACGGGACCGGAGUUGGUGGAACGGUUCCCACCAGCCUCAGCGGGCAGCAGCUGGCCUCUGCCAUCCCCUCGCCGACCGCCGGCAAGUCCUGGCGCAGCAAGUCCAUGAACCUCAAGCACAGCGCCACGUCGUCCAUGCUGGCCAGCCCCACGCACUCGCCCUCUCCCACCCCUCCGCCUCAGGCCUCAGAGCGCCUGCGGCCACCCGGGAGUGACGGCACCAAGGCGGGGUCAGGUGUCGGAGUCGGCGCCGCCCCGCAGAGAUCCAUGCUGGAGAAAUUUCGUCUGAUCAACCCUCGAUCGGCCUCGCGGACGUCACCGUCUGUGGCGGAGAUGGCCCUGCAGGAAGAGGACGACCUGUCGGAGUACGGCGAGGACGGCCUGAUGCCCACGGGGUCGGGGUGCAGCGGCGGCGGUAGCAGUGCUACAGCCAAGCAAACAUCCACCAAAACCUCCAUCUCUGCACCGGGCAAGUCCUCCUCUUCCUCGUCCCCGUCCUCGUCUUCUUCCAAGGCCUCCGCCAAGUCCCUCGCCUCGCCCAAAGACAAGGAGGACAAGAGCAGGUCCAGCAAAGCCUCCAAAGCCAGCUCCCCGCCUAAAGAGGAGCGUGAGCCGCCGGCCGAUUCCACCAAGAAGACCUCCAAGAUCGCCAGCCUCAUCCCCAAAGGAGGAAAAGCGUCGUCGGGCAAGAAAGACGGGACCGCCUCCCCGGCCUCCAGCGGCAUCCCCAAGUCAGGACUCAAAGCUCCGUCCACCUCGGCCUCCAAACCCCAGGCCCAGACCCAAAGCCAGGCCGCCCUGAACAGCAGCGGCAACCUGCGGGGCGGGGAGGGAGAGAAACCCAAGCUGACCAAAGGCGGUCAGGGCGGCAGCUUCUACAUCCAGCGCUCCCUCGGGGGCCUGGAGGGCAAACGGACCAGCAUGACCUCCUCCACCAGCACCUCAGCCCUGUCCGGGUCCAGCGGCGUGAUGGGAGGAGGAGGUGGAGGAGGAGGAGGCGGCGGAGGAGGAGCGCUGGGAGGGAACGGAGUAGUGCAGCUUCCUCAGCAGCAGCAGCACAACCACCCCAACACUGCCACCGUGGCCCCCUUCAUGUACAGGACGUUCUCCGAGAACGACUGCACCAUGGUGGCCCCCGCAGACCCCUGCCUCAGCCCCACCAAGGGAGAGCUGGUCUACAGCAAGACAGCCAAGCAGUGCCUGGAGGAGAUAUCAGGAGAAGACCCCGAGACGAGACGCAUGCGCACGGUGAAGAACAUCGCCGACCUGCGGCAGAACCUGGAAGAGACCAUGUCGAGCCUGCGGGGGACGCAGAUCAGCCACAGUACUCUAGAAACGACCUUUGACACCACCGUAACCACCGAGGUGAAUGGGCGGAGCCUACCAGCCCUCGCCACGCGCUCCUCCCCCAUGGCCUGGCGUCUGGGCCAAUCACAAACCCCGCGUCUCCAGGCGGGCGACGCCCCCUCCAUGCCCAGCGGCUACGCUGCGCCCAGGGCGGGCUCGACGGGCGCUGGCACCACCGCCGGGCGAUACGGCGGGCACUCGGACCCCUCCAGGUUUGUGUACAGCGCCCCCCUGAGGCGAGCAGCAAUGGCGGCAGGGGCGAGGGGGGCGGAGCAGGGGGAGAAGGGAGGAGCAGGGCCAGAAGGAGGGAUGGAGAUGGAGAUGGCAGGGUACAUGAGUGAUGGGGACGUCCUGGGGAGGAACGCCCGGACCGAUGAGCUCACCAGCGGAUACCUUACGGACGGCGGCCUCCAUCUGUACGCGCGCAACGCAGGCCGAACCUCUGACCUGGCCUCGUCUCGAGACAUUUCCCAGAGAGGAGGCAAAGACAUGCAGGGAGACAUCGACAGUUGGGACGACAGCAGUUCGGUGAGCAGCGGCCUGAGUGACACGCUGGACAACAUCAGCACCGAUGAUCUGAACGCGCCCGCCUACUCCAGCGCCGGCUCGUCGUCACGCAAAAACAAAGGAACGCAGUCCCAGAAAGGAAGCAGAUCCAAGCAUGCAGAGCAGGAGGUGAGCAGCAGCUGGGCCGGAGCCGAGGACCUGAAGAAGGUGGAGGAGGAGCUCGAGGCGAGCAUGGACCCCAGCGGCGCUUCCUCCCGCUGGAAGCCUUCGUCAUCCUCCUCUUCCUCCCAGCCGCAGGGCCAGUAUGAGGACGCCGGUCAGAAGGCCGCCGCGCUGGCCCAGAUAUCCCAGACAGGCUCGUGGAGGCGGGGCAUGACAGCCCAGGUGGGCAUCACGCCACCCCGGACCAAGAGCACCUCUGCCUCCCUCAAAACACCUGGUAAAACUGAUGAUGCAAAGGCCUCGGAGAAGGGCAAGGCCCCGUCCAAGAGCUCCGCCAGCAUCCAGCGUUCGCCCUCAGAUGCCGGAAAGAGCAGCGGGGACGAGGGUAAGAAACCUCCCUCUGGCAUCGCACGCCCGCCCACGACAGGGUCCUUCGGGUACAAGAAGCUCCCCGGCCCCACGGGCACCCUCAUCACCUCCAGCGGAGCGACUCUUGCCAGCGGGUCCGCCACCCUGGGCAAGGUGCCAAAAUCCUCGGCAGCCCUUGGCAAAGGCACCGGCAUCGGCGGCGUCCGUAAGACCAGCCUGGACGGCUCGCAGCCCCAGGACGACGGCAUCCUGCUUGGCUGCGGCGGCUCCAAAGUUCCCCUGCAGUACCGGUCCCUGCCCAGGCCGGCCAAAUCCUCCAGCGGGGUGGCGGCGGGGCGCAGCGGGCAUCGCUCCAGCUCCAGCAGCAUCGACUCCAACGUCAGUGGCAAAUCGGCCGGAGGGGCGGCAGCUCCAGCCGGCGCCAAACGCAGGGAGGCCGGGAAGGAUCGCUCGAGCCCCAUCAACAUCAACCAGACGGACAAGGAGAAGGUGGCGGUGUCCGACCAGGACACCUCAACCGGACUGUCCACCUCCCCCAAGUCCAGCCCCACCUCCACCUCAGCGGGCCAGUCGGGCCUCCGGCAGCCCGGCUCCAAGUACCCCGAUAUCGCUUCACCCACCUUCCGCAGAUUAUUUGGCACCAAAGCCAGCAGCAAGGCCAGCUCCCCGGGCACGCCCGACUCUGGCAAGUGCCCGUCGGUGCUGGGCAGCCCCCACGGCACGCUGGCGAGGCAGGCCAGCCUGGACUCCCCCUCCUCUGGCACCGGGAGCCUGGGCAGUGCCGGCGGCAUGAGCGGUGGCAGCAGCCCGCUGUACGGUAAAACGCCAGACCUGUGCACUGACUCGCCGGCGUCCAGCCCGGCCUCGGGCCUCUCCCUGCCCUCCAACGCCCGGCCCUGGCCUGCCUGUAGCUCCUCGGCCGGCAGCAAGGACACACUGAGCUGCCAAAGCAUGACCAGUCUGCACACCAGCUCUGAGUCCAUUGAUUUGCCGCUGGGCCACCACGGGCCCAAGGUGACACGAACCGGCAGUGUCAAGUCCACCCUGUCCGAGGGCAUGCCUCUUGACAGAAACACGCUCCCCAAAAAGGGACUGAGGUACCCUCCGUCCUCCAGGCAGACGUCCCAUGAGGAGGGCAAGGAGUGGCUGAGGUCCCAUUCGACCGGGGGGCUGCAGGACACCGGCAGCCAGUCGCCGCUUUCUCCCCCGGGAGCCGCCUGCACCACCACCGGAAAAUACCACUACUCCAACCUGCUGAGUCCCACCAACAUCAGCCAGUACAACCUGCCCCCCAGCAACGGCAGCAUGAGCCGCUCCAACAGCAUCCCGGCCCAGGACUCCUUCGACCUGUACGGGGACGGACACCCGCUGGGGGGCAGCGCCACCUCGCUGGAGGAGCGCCCGCGGGCCAUCAGCCGCUCCGGCUCCUUCAGGGACAGCACUGACGAGGUCCACGGCUCCUCGUUGUCUCUGGUGUCCAGCACGUCUUCGCUCUACUCCGCCACGGAGGAGAAGGCUCACUCGGAGGGCCAAACAGUCCAAAAUUGCACGCAAAUCAGAAAGCUGCGUCGGGAGCUGGACGCCUCUCAGGAGAAGGUCGCGACUCUGACGUCUCAGCUGUCUGCCAACGCUCACCUGGUGGCGGCGUUUGAGAAGAGCCUGGGGAACAUGACCUGCCGCCUGCAGAGCCUCACCAUGACCGCCGAGCAGAAGGAGUCAGAGUUGGCAGAGUUGAGGGAGACGAUCGAGAUGCUGAAGACGCAGAACACCGACGCCCAGACGGCCAUCCAGGUGGCGCUCAACGGCCCCGACCACCUGCACAAAGACCUGCGGAUCAGACGGCAGCACUCAUCAGAGAGCAUGUCUAGCAUCAACAGCGCGGCCAGUCACUCCAGCAUGGGCAGCCUGGGCAAGGACGCCGAAGACAAGAAGAAGAAGAAGAAGAGCUGGGUGGCUGAUUCCAUCCCGGCUCAGCUGCGCAGCUCCUUCAAGCAGGCGUUCAGCAAGAAGAAGACCAAGUCGCAGUCGGCCCACGACGAGAUGGAGGAGAUGACCGACUCGCUGCCCUCCUCGCCCAAACUGCAGCACGCCAACCGGCAGGGCAGCAUCCCCACGCUGCGCUCCUCCCCCUCCACCACAGAGCUGUGCGAAUGCACCGAGGCCGAAGCGGAAAUCAUCCUGCAGCUGAAGAACGAGCUGAGGGAGAAGGAGCUCAAGCUGACGGACAUCCGGCUGGAGGCGCUUAGCUCCGCCCACCACCUGGACCAGAUCCGAGAGGCCAUGAACCGCAUGCAGAACGAGAUAGAGAUGCUGAAAGCGGAGAACGACCGGCUCAAGUCCAGCGGCAACGCCACGCCGACCGCCACGCCCGUCAAGACGGCCCGGCCGCCCUCCGAGACCUCCAGCACGUCCUCGUCCUCCUCGCGUCAGUCCCUGGGCCUGUCGCUCAACAACCUCAACAUCACAGACACCAUCAUGUCAGAUAUUCUGCUGGACGACGGCUACGAGGGAAAUCUGCGCAAAGAGGGCCGCAGUGUGCGAAUAGUUGUCACCAUCAACAGCAGCUUCAAAAAGACCAAGGGUAUGCAUAGCCAAGAAUACCUGAUCGGCUCCAUAGGUGUGAGUGGGAAAACCAAGUGGGACGUCCUGGACGGGGUCAUCCGGCGUCUCUUCAAGGAGUACGUGUUUCGGGUGGACCCUCUGACCAGCCUGGGUCUGAGCUCGGACAGCAUCGUGUGCUACAGGAUGGGCGAGGUGGUUCGCGCCCACGCCUCCGAAGUGCCUGAGCUGCUGCCCUGCGGCUACCUGGUGGGCGACAACAACGUCAUCAAAGUCAGCCUGAGAGGUGUGAAGGAGAACAGCAUAGACAGCCUGGUGUUUGACACUCUCAUCCCGAAGCCCAUCAUCCAGCGGUACCUCAACCUGCUGAUGGAGCACCGUCGGAUCAUCCUGUCGGGACCCAGCGGCACCGGAAAGUCCUUCCUGGCCGCCAAGCUGGCCGAGUACAUCGUCUCCAAGAUGGGGCUGGAAAUCACGGAGCACAACGUGGCCAGCUUCAACGUGGACCAGAAGUCCAGCAAGGACCUGCGUCAGUACCUGUCCAGCCUGGCGGAGCAGUGUAACUCAGAGGAGACGGAGACGGAGCUGCCCAUCGUCGUCAUCCUGGACAACCUGCACCACAUCGGCUCCCUCAGCGACAUCUUCAACGGCUUCCUCAACUGCAAAUACCACAAAUGCCCGUACGUCAUCGGAACCAUGAACCAGGGAGUCUCGUCCUCUCCGAACCUCGAGCUUCACCACAACUUCAGGUGGGUGCUGUGCGCCAACCACACGGAGCCGGUCAAAGGCUUCCUGGGCCGUUUCCUGCGGCGGAAACUGAUCGAGACGGAGAUCGACAAGAACAUGCGCAGCAACGACCUGAUCAAGAUCAUCGACUGGAUCCCCAAGACCUGGCAGCACCUCAACGGCUUCCUGGAGGCCCACAGCUCGUCUGACGUCACCAUCGGCCCCCGUCUCUUCCUGUCCUGUCCCAUGGAUGCUGAAGGAUCGCUGGUUUGGUUCACCGACCUGUGGAACUACUCGCUGGUGCCCUACCUGCUGGAGGCCGUCAGGGAGGGGCUUCAGCUGUACGGGAAGCGGGCGGCGUGGGAGGACCCGUCCAAGUGGGUGAACGAGACGUACCCGUGGAGCGCCACCUCCCUGCAGCAGGACGGCCAGUCGCUGCUGCAGCUGCGGCCGGAGGACGUGGGGUACGACGGCUACAGCUCGUCCAAGGAGGGAGCCUCGUCCAAGCAGGUGUCCCAGAGCGACACGGAGGGAGACCCGCUGAUGAACAUGCUUCUGCGGCUGCAGGAGGCGGCCAACUACUCCAGCACGCAGAGCUGCGACAGCGACAGCACCAGUCACCAUGACGACCAGCUGGACUCCUCGCUGGAGUCGGCGUUAUGAGACCGGGGGGCGCCGGAAACCUCGGAACCGUGGAACCUCGGACGUCCGGGACACCUCGGAACCCCGGAAUCCCCGGAGCACCGGAAACCCCUGGGAACCCCUCGGAUCUCCGGAACACCAGAACCCUGGAACUCGGGAAAACUCGGGAACCCCCGGAACUCCGGAACCUCGGAAUCCUAGAACCAUGGCGACGACCUGACACCUUCCAACCAGUGCACAGAUACACCAUGAGACAUGUGAUAUAUGAAGGGUUUUAUUAUCCGAAAUGGGAUACCGGCCAUUUGGAAAAAAAAAAAA